UGACAACACCACACCCCUCAUUUUUUGAUAAAAAUUUCAGAAGUAAACAUCAGAAAACAGUUUUUGUAAAACUUUGGAAGUUGAAUGCAUUUUCUUUUGAAAAAAUAUUAUUUCCGAGUAAUUUUUAAGUAUUAAUCGUUUCAAUGAGUUCGUCCAAAGCGCUCGCGUCGAUCACCGCCACUUACACAGAUUCCGAGAACGAAGAUGGCGACAAUAAAGAAGAAACCUCCAUGGACAUUGAAAGUGGAGAAGAUGAACCAGAAGAAGAAGAACCUAGAAUAGAAGUAGAAUAUAACGAUGAUGGCUUACCUCCAGAACCAACGAUACCAUGCCCGAAAGAGUUACAAGAUAAAAUAACAAAAUUAUUCGAACGGUCGCAGAAUGAUGGCGUGGAUAUGAACGACGCUAUACAAAACAGAAAAUUAUUCCGGAAUCCUAGCAUAUAUGAGAAAUUGAUCGAUUUCUGCGGUCUAAACGAAUUUGGAACUAACUAUCCUGCAGAAAUAUACGAUCCGCUGAGAUGGGGUAGAGAAUCUUUCUACGACGAAUUAGCCAAAGUUCAGAAAGUUGAAAUGGAGAAACGAGAGAAAGAAAAAAAAGAGAAAACCAAGGUUGAAAUCGUCUCAGGAACAGCUAAAAAAGCCACGUCCGCAAACGGCAGCGCAUCUAGUUCAAUUUUAUCAUCAGUUGAAGGAGAAAAACGUCGUAAAACAAAAUGGGAUCAAGUAGAUACCUCGAGUAACAUUCGAAGUCAACUGUUACACUGAUGAUAUUUUCCUCUCCUGUAAAUAUUGUACUUUUAUAUCUCGGUGAACAAAUUUCAUACGUUUUUUUUAAAUUAUUUAUUUAUUACAAAUGAAAAAAAAAUCCAAUUUAAAAAAGCGUAAUUUUAUAAAUAUUUUUCUAUCGUUGUUUUGUCAAUAAAUUGUAAAUAAACUUUCAUUUGCGGUAUUUUUUCA
Molecule: messenger RNA, 959 nt
Organism: Planococcus citri (citrus mealybug)
Lineage: Eukaryota; Metazoa; Arthropoda; Insecta; Hemiptera; Pseudococcidae
Product: SAP30-binding protein
Exons: 2
Coding region: 144-767 (207 amino acids)
Biological process (GO): regulation of DNA-templated transcription
Cellular component (GO): nucleus
Source: RefSeq, a predicted model, not a curated record